Messenger RNA from Cercocebus atys (sooty mangabey), 2711 nucleotides. It is a transcript of the gene STRC, whose product is annotated as stereocilin. Lineage: Eukaryota; Metazoa; Chordata; Mammalia; Primates; Cercopithecidae. The record is from RefSeq and is a predicted model, not a curated record. Gene Ontology annotation, cellular component: kinocilium; cell surface; stereocilium tip. Gene Ontology annotation, biological process: cell-matrix adhesion.
UCUCAGAUCCAGGCCCUGGAGGAUAGCUGGCCAGCAGCAGGUCUGGGGCCCGGGCAUGCUCGCCAUGUGCUGCGCAGCCUGGUAAACCAGAGUGUCCAGGAUGGUGAGGAGCAGGUACGCAGGCUUGGGCCCCUCGCCUGUUUCCUGAGCCCUGAGGAGCUGCAGAGCCUAGUGCCCCUGAGUGAUCCGAUGGGGCCAGUAGAACGGGGGCUGCUGGAAUGUGCAGCCAACGGGACCCUCAGCCCGGAAGGACGGGUGGCAUAUGAACUUCUGGGGGUGUUGCGCUCAUCUGGAGGUGCGGUGCUGAGCCCCCGGGAGCUGCAGGUCUGGGCCCCUCUCUUCCCUCAGCUGGGCCUCCGCUUCCUGCAGGAGUUGUCAGAGCCCCAGCUUAGAGCCAUGCUUCCUGUCCUGCAGGGAGCUAGUGUUACACCUGCUCAGGCUGUCCUGCUGCUUGGACGGCUCCUUCCUAGGCACGAUCUAUCCCUGGAGGAACUCUGCUCCUUGCAUCUUCUGCUGCCGGGCCUCAGCCCCCAGACACUCCAGGCCAUCCCUAGGCGAGUCCUGGUUGGGGCUUGUUCCUGCCUGGCCCCUGAACUGUCACGCCUCUCAGCCUGCCAGACCGCAGCACUGCUGCAGACCUUUCGGGUUAAAGAUGGCGUUAAAAAUAUGGGUACAACAGGUGCUGGUCCAGCUGUGUGUGUCCCUGGUCAGCCUGUUCCCACCACCUGGCCAGACUGCCUGCUUCCCCUGCUCCCAUUAAAGCUGCUACAACUGGAUUCCUUGGCUCUUCUGGCAAACCGAAGACACUACCGGGAGCUGCCCUGGUCUGAGCAGCAGGCACAGUUUCUCUGGAAGAAGAUGCAAGUACCCACCAACCUGACCCUCAGGAAUCUACAAGCUCUGGGCACCCUGGCAGGGGGCAUGUCCUGUGAGUUUCUGCAGCAGAUCAACUCCAUGGUAGACUUCCUUGAAGUGGUGCACAUGAUCUAUCAGCUGCCCACUAGAGUUCGAGGGAGCCUGAGGGCCUGUAUCUGGGCAGAGCUACAGCGGAGGAUGGCAAUGCCAGAACCAGAAUGGACAACUCUAGGGCCAGAACUGAAUGGGCUGGAUAGCAAGCUACUCCUGGACUUACCAAUCCAGUUGAUGGACAGACUAUCCAAUGAAUCCAUUAUGUUGGUGGUGGAGCUGGUGCAAAGAGCUCCAGAGCAGCUGCUGGCACUGACCCCACUCCACCAGGCAGCCCUGGCAGAGAGGGCACUACAAAACCUGGCUCCAAAGGAGACUCCACUCUCAGGGGAAGUGCUGGAGACCUUAGGCCCUUUGGUUGGAUUCCUGGGGAUAGAGAGCACACGACAGAUCCCCCUACAGAUCCUGCUGUCCCAUCUCAGUCAGCUGCAAGGUUUCUGCCUAGGAGAGACAUUUGCCACAGAGCUGGGAUGGCUGCUAUUGCAGGAGUCUGUUCUUGGGAAACCAGAGUUGUGGAGCCAGGAUGAAGUAGAGCAAGCUGGAUGCCUAGUGUUCACUCUGUCUACUGAGGCAAUUUCCUUGAUCCCCAGGGAGGCCUUGGGUCCAGAGACCCUGGAGCGGCUUCUAGAAAAGCAGCAGAGCUGGGAGCAGAGCAGAAUUGGACAGCUGUGUAGGGGGCCACAGCUGGCUGCCAAGAAAGCAGCCCUGGUAGCAGGGGUUGUGCGACCAGCUGCUGAGGAUCUUCCAGAACCUGUGCCAAAUUGUGCAGAUGUACGAGGGACAUUCCCAGCAGCCUGGUCUGCAACCCAGAUUGCAGAGAUGAAGCUCUCAGACUUUGAGGACUGCCUGACACUAUUUGCAGGGGACCCAGGACUUGGGCCUGAGGAACUGCAGGCAGCCAUGGGCAAAGCAAAACAGUUGUGGGGUCCCCCCCUUCGUCCUGAGCAGAUCCUGCAGCCGCUCCGCGUUGUGGUCUCCAGUUUCCUACGGCAGAGUGGUGGCAUGUGGAGCACCUGGACUUCAUUCAUCGACAGCGCUGGGUUUACGCUCUGUGAUGCGGCCAGAGGAGCUCCACAGCACAUCAGCAGUUGGAAGUUUAGGUCACUUGUAAGGGCUGUGGGUGGUGGUGCUGAGGUAAAGGUGGACUUACUGGGAAAGAAGGAUCAUGAAGCCAAGCAGCUCUCUUCCUGGGCACCCUGCAUCUCCAGUGCUCUGAAGAACAACUGGAGGUUCUGGCCCACCCUCCUUGUACUGCCUGGUGGCUUUGGCCCAAUCAGUAACUGGGGGCCUGAGAUCUUCACUGAAAUUGGCACCAUAGACAGGUGGGGAGCUGGGCUACUGCUGGUGCAAGUUGCUGGGAUCCCAGACCUGGCUCUUCCAGCACUGCUGCAGGGACAGAUCCAGGGCCUUACUCCUCUUGCCAUUUCUGUCAUCCCUCCUCCUAAAUUUGCUGUGGUGUUUAGUCACCAACUAUCUAGUCUCACCAGUGCUCAGGCUGUGGCUGUCACUCCUGAGCAAAUGGCCUUUCUGAGUCCUGAGCAGCGACGAGCAGUUGCAUGGGCCCAGCAUGAGGGCAAGGAGAGCCCGGAACAGCAAGGUCGAAGUACAGCCUGGGGCCUCCAGGACUGGUCACGACCUUCCUGGUCCCUGGUAUUGACUAUCAGCUUCCUUGGCCACCUGCUCUGAGCCUGUCUCUACAGUAGAAGGAGAUUGUGGGGAGAGAAAUCUUAAGUCAUAAUGAAUAA